AUGGAGGGCGCGUGGGGCCUGAAGCUGCUGGAGGCACGCAUCCCGUCGUACGUGGUCCGCAACCAGAGCGUGACGCACCAGUGCCUGUUCGACCUAGAGGGCGAGGCGCUCUACUCGGUCAAGUGGUACAAGGACGGCCGCGAGUUCUACCGAUACGUGCCCCGGGACGCGCCGCCAGCCCAGCUCUUCCCGCUCGCUGGGGUCACCGUAGACAUGGAGAGCUCCAACGCCAGCCAGGUGGUGUACAAGACGGUGGGACUGGGCAGCUCCGGCCGCUACCGCUGCGAGGUGUCCGGGGAGGCGCCCUCCUUCCAGACCGUCACGGACCACGGGGACAUGGUCGUCGUCGCUCUGCCGGAGGAUGGCCCAGUGAUCACGGGCGCGCGGGCCCGCUACCACGUGGGCGACACGGUGCACCUCAACUGCACUUCCGGCCGUUCCAGACCUCCCGCGGAGCUCACGUGGUUCGUCAACGGCGAACAGGCGAAUUCCAGCGUUCUGGUGGGUCCCGAGGUGGUGGGCCCGGCUGACGCGGAAGGCCUGGUGUCGGCACGGCUGGGACUGCACUUCCGGUCGCAGGCGGCGCACUUCCGGCACGGCGGCUCGAUGAAGCUCAAGUGCCUGGCGACGGUGGCCACCGUCUACUGGCGCAGCAACGAGGAGAGCGUGCGCGGAGACAAGCCCCAGAGGGCGCGCGUCAUGGAGAGCCGGGGGGCCGCGGCCGCCGCCCGCGGUGUGGCUGACGAUGGCGCUGGUGCUGACACCUUGCGGGACAUGCUGCAGGUAGCGCCAACACCUGCCCUGAGCGCCGCCGAUGGAUUCGCCGAGCAACAGCCGCGACAAACGGCCACUGGCGGUUACGGACGCAACCCUCCGCCAGCCACCAGUGACGUCAACGGCAAAGUGUUCGACAGUAAGCGCGGACUGACGAUGAAAACUAUAAUUCCAGAGGCAAGUAAAUAUGCUCAAGAAUGA
Molecule: messenger RNA, 975 nt
Organism: Schistocerca americana (American grasshopper)
Lineage: Eukaryota; Metazoa; Arthropoda; Insecta; Orthoptera; Acrididae
Exons: 7
Coding region: 1-975 (324 amino acids)
Source: RefSeq, a predicted model, not a curated record